UUCCCGGGGAAAACAAACCAAGAUUUUUUGUGUACACACCACGGAGAGUGACUUGAUUAGAGUACAGAUUUGGAUAAUAAUUUGCAGUGUAAAUAGUAUCAAUCAAGAUUUUGACGUCUAGAGUUGUUUAAAACGUUAUUUUGUGUGCCACAAAUAAAUAAACAUGGCCGAAAAGCUUGAAGACCUAAAUCUGCCAAAUGCCGUGGUCACGAGGAUAGUGAAAGAGGCCUUGCCUGACGGCGUGACAGUGGCCAAGGAGGCUCGUGCAGCAGUCGCCAAGGCUGCCUCGAUAUUCAUCCUGUACUUGACCUCGUCUGCGAACAUGAUCGCCAAAAAGAGCAAUCGCAAGACUGUCAGCGGACCCGACGUCAUACAGGCCAUGGAGGAGAUCGAGUUCGAGCAGUUUAUUGAGCCACUGCAGGAAGCCCUCGAGAACUUUAAGAAGAAUCAAAAGGAGAAGAAGGACGCUUCUACUAAAAAGAAGCAGCAGCAAAAAACGGACGAGAAAGACGGUGAUAAGGAUGAUGACGAUGUAGUGGAGUUGCCGGAUGAUGAGUGAUAGUGCAAA
Messenger RNA from Copidosoma floridanum, 568 nucleotides. It is a transcript of the gene Chrac-14, whose product is annotated as DNA polymerase epsilon subunit 3 Chrac-14. The record is from RefSeq and is a predicted model, not a curated record. NCBI's taxonomy places the organism in Eukaryota, Metazoa, Arthropoda, Insecta, Hymenoptera, Encyrtidae. Gene Ontology annotation, molecular function: chromatin DNA binding; protein heterodimerization activity. Gene Ontology annotation, biological process: leading strand elongation; DNA damage response; heterochromatin formation. Gene Ontology annotation, cellular component: epsilon DNA polymerase complex; CHRAC.